AUGGCCUCCUCUCCGCCGACCUUCCAGUCCGCCCUCCUCGCCGGCGCCCUCGCCGGCACAACCGUUGACCUCUCGCUCUUCCCGCUCGACACCCUCAAGACGCGUCUCCAGUCGUCGGCCGGCUUCUUCCCCUCCGGCGGCUUCACCGGCAUCUACCGCGGCAUCGGCUCCGCCCUCGUCGGUUCCGCCCCCGGCGCCGCCUUCUUCUUCUGCACCUACGAGGCGUCCAAGGGCGCUCUCGGCGGCCUGAUGCCCUCGGCCCUGACCCACAUGGCCGCCGCGAGCCUCGGCGAGGUCGCCGCCUGCGCCAUCCGCGUGCCCACCGAGGUCGUCAAGCAACGCGCCCAGGCUGGCCUCCACGGUGGCUCCUCCGCCGCCGCCCUCAAGGCCAUCCUGGCUCGCUACCCGUCCCACGGCGUCGCCGCCGUCUGGCGCGAGCUCUACCGCGGCUGGAGCAUCACCGUCUUCCGCGAGGUGCCCUUCACCGUCAUCCAGUUCCCCCUGUGGGAGGCCAUGAAGGACUGGCGUCGCCGCCGUCGCGCCGACGGCGACGACGUUUCCGCCAUCGAGAGCGCCCUCUUCGGCAGCGUGGCCGGUGCCGCCGCCGCCGCCCUGACGACGCCGCUCGACGUCCUCAAGACGAGGGUCAUGCUCUCCAAGGAAAAAGUCUCCGUCGGCCACGUCUUCCGGACCUUGGCCCGGGACGAAGGUUUCCGUCCGUUCUUCGCCGGCAUCGUCCCGCGCGUCACCUGGAUAUCCAUCGGCGGUGCCAUCUUCCUCGGAAGCUAUCAGUGGGCCGUCAAUACCAUGAAGCCCAUGGUCUGA
Messenger RNA from Drechmeria coniospora, 825 nucleotides. RefSeq names its product mitochondrial S-adenosylmethionine transporter. Gene Ontology annotation, molecular function: S-adenosyl-L-methionine transmembrane transporter activity. The transcript has a single exon. The record is from RefSeq and is a predicted model, not a curated record. Bases 1 to 825 code for a protein of 274 amino acids. Lineage: Eukaryota; Fungi; Ascomycota; Sordariomycetes; Hypocreales; Ophiocordycipitaceae. Gene Ontology annotation, cellular component: mitochondrial inner membrane.